CAGAGUAUUUGCCUGUUUGUGGAAAAUGACGUUCAUGGAGCCACGUUUUUAUGAAUGAUGCGUUCGUAGUUUUUAGUUUCUAUUACGCUGAAAAGUAACGUGGAGAAGCCUAUGAUUCCUUUUGUUUACCGCUAAAGUGUGGAAAGUCAUCCUAGUAGACCUGAGCGUCUCCUUGCUAACGUUAGCUGGACGCUGGAACGUUAGCUAUUGCUACCCGCCAAAAGCCGCAAAGAUUCAGCGAGGAAGUGAGUCAUAGCUGAUUGCUGAGCUGGUGUUUUUAUUCUUAUUACAAGAAAAUGAGUGGGGGAUUUAAUUUCGGACAGCCUGCUGGCUUCAACUUUGGAGCUCAGAAGACCACCGCCGCUGCCCCCAACACGGGCUUCUCUUUAACCAACUCCGCGGCUCCAGGAGGGGGCUUCAGCUUCAACACUUCCACCCAGGCCAGUACAAAUCCUACCGGCGCCUUCAGCUUUGGCACCCCGGCUAAGAGCUCCGCAGGCGGCUCGGGGUUUUCCUUCGGCACACCCACCUCCACAUUUGGUCUGGGUACGACUCCUCAGACUACGGCAGCGACAGGGUUGGCUCUGGGCUCCGCAACAGCUCCAGCUGCGAGCUCGGGGUUUACUCUGGGUAGCCUGCUGUCUGCACAGACCAGCACUCCUCCCGCCCCAGCAGGAGGAGGAUUCACCUUUGGAGGUGCCCCCCAAACGCAGCCUGCGCCAACAGCUGCACCAAUAGCUGCACCAACAGCUGCGCCAACUGCUGCACCCGCUGCCACAACGGCGACUGGCAUGCCGUUUGGAGGAGGGUUCAGCUUCGGGGCCAACAAGGUGCAGGUGACCACAGCUGCAGCUCCAACUGUGGCCCCAGGAGGAGGCUUCAGCUUCGGCACCACAGCAGCCUCCACCCCUGUAGCACCAACAACCCAGAGUGGGGGAUUCAGCUUUGGAAUUAAACCUUCCACCACCCCAGCUCCUCCUCCUGCAUCCACUCAGGCAGCUCCCAUUACAUCUUUGUUUGCUAGUCCCAUCGUCACCACGACUGCUUCCACCGCCACUGCUACAUCUACAACAGGAUUCAUGUUUGGCACUGCACCACCUGCCACUGCAACCACCACAGCAGCUGGUGGAGGUUUACCCUUCACGCUCAAACCUCUGGGCUCAACAGCUCCCACCGCUGCGCCUGCCUCCACUGCCACAGCUACAGUGGUCCCUGCAGCUACUGCCACACCCUUCACGCUGGGACUGAAACCUGCAUCCACCGCCAGCACCACCACAGCUACGACGGUCACAACUAUCAGUACCACAGCAGCUCCUCCUGUGAUGACGUAUGCCCAGCUGGAGAGCCUCAUCAACAAGUGGAGUCUUGAGCUUGAAGACCAGGAGAGGCAUUUCUUACAGCAGGCAACACAGGUGAAUGCCUGGGACCGCAUGCUGGUGGAGAAUGGAGAGAAGAUCACAUCCCUCCACAAGGAGCUGGAGAAGGUGAAGCUGGACCAGAGGAGGCUGAACCAGGAGCUGGACUUCAUCCUGUCCCAGCAGAAGGAGCUGGAGGACCUGCUGUGCCCACUGGAGGAGUCUGUGAAAGAGCAGAGCGGAACCAUUUAUAUGCAGAACGCCGACGAGGAGCGAGAGAGAACGUACAAACUCGCCGAGAAUGUUGACGCGCAGCUAAAGAGGAUGUCCCAGGACCUGAAGGAGAUCAUCGAGCACCUGAACACGUCCAGCGGCUCGGCUGACACCAGUGAUCCACUCCAGCAGAUUUGUAAAAUCCUCAACGCCCACAUGGACUCACUGCAGUGGAUCGAUCAGAACUCGGUUCUCCUGCAGAGAAGAGUGGAGGAAGUGUCCAAACUGUGUGACACCCAACGCAAGGAGCAGGAGAAAACGUUCCGCUUAACCUUUGACUGAUCUGCAACAAGAGUUAGCUUUGCAUAAAAUAUAUUACUACUUUAGAUUAUUUUUCCCUGUUUGGAUUUACAUUUUUCUUAAUUCGUGUUUCUGAUCUCUCAACA
Molecule: messenger RNA, 2014 nt
Organism: Nematolebias whitei (Rio pearlfish)
Lineage: Eukaryota; Metazoa; Chordata; Actinopteri; Cyprinodontiformes; Rivulidae
Gene: nup62l
Product: nucleoporin 62 like
Exons: 2
Coding region: 297-1910 (537 amino acids)
Biological process (GO): protein import into nucleus; RNA export from nucleus
Cellular component (GO): nuclear pore central transport channel; nuclear pore
Molecular function (GO): phospholipid binding; structural constituent of nuclear pore
Source: RefSeq, a predicted model, not a curated record